AGGAAAAAAAAAAUAAGAAAUUCACUAAAAAGAUUGAAGAGAACAAGUGCAAAUACAUGGGACAAAGAUGCCAACAUAAAAACGAGAUAAAUUAUAAGAAAAUUAUAAUGACUAAGGAAAUACAGGACAAAUAGGUCAUGAGCAAUUUCCAUAUCGUUCGCGGCUCUCUUUGCCGCCACUUGCGACCUCAACCACCUUAUAUAUCUCACACAUCUCACAUCUUCAAGCGAUACAGAUUCUCAGGCCGAACCAGUUCAAUAAGCAGGCCUAGAUGGGACAACCUCCCCGAAAGACCAGCUAGAACAAGAUUUGCCCCAUCCCCAACUGGCUAUGUGCAUAUAGGCUCCUUGAGGACAGCACUGUAUAAUUACUUGCUUGCGAAGGCCACUGGUGGUCAAUUCUUGCUCAGGAUUGAAGAUACAGAUCAGGCAAGGAUCGUACCAGAUGCUGAAAGUAGACUAUAUGAGGACCUGCAAUGGGCUGGUCUAAGUUGGGACGAAGAAUCCUAUAUAAUUUUCUCAUGCUCACCUUUCUCCUUUUAUCUAGGUCCUGAUGUGGGUGGGCUUUGUGGUCCAUACAAACAGUCGGAAAGACUAGAGAUAUACACCAAACAUGCAAAACAACUUCUUGAUGAAGACCAUGCAUACCGGUGUUUCUGUACCGCCGAAGAACUAGAUCAAAUGAGGGCCAUUAGUCUAGAAAAUGGUCACCCAACGAUCUAUAACAGAACGUGCACACAUCUUUCACCAGAAGAGUCUGUUAGCCGGGCAGCGAAUGGAGAGCCUCAUGUUGUGCGCUUCAAGAGCCCAGACCAACCUCUGGUAGAGGAUCUAGUGUACGGGAAUUAUAUAAGGCCUGAGCCGAUGGACGACUUUAUUAUCAUAAAACAGGACGGAUUCCCAACAUACCACUUCGCCAAUGUCGUUGACGACCAUCUGAUGGAGAUCACCCACGUGGUACGAGGAGCUGAAUGGCUGGUGUCUACACCUAGGCACGUAGCACUUUACCAGGCGUUCAAUUGGCCGACCCCCCAGUUUGCGCAUGUCGGGCUUCUUGUGAACAGCGAGAGGCAGAAACUGAGCAAACGCCACGGGGAUGUCGACAUCGCCUCUUGGCGAGACCGAGGAAUCCUGCCUGCUGCGCUACUCAACUACGUUAUGCUGCUAGGCUGGAGCUUAGGGAGGGGUGUGAAAGGACAGGACGAAGUGAUGAACUUGAAGGAAAUGGUUGAAAAGUUCAACCUGUACUUCACGAAAGGAGACAUCGUAGUGAACCAGAAGCACGAUUUCCUACAAAGAGCGCACGUGAAACGACUCGUGCAGUCCCGCAACACAGACGAGCUCUCCAGACUCGUACUCCCCAUCAUAGAAGCCGGCGUGGAGAGAUACGAAGAAGAACGGAAGGCCGCCUCAGUAUCGUCACUAGUAUCGUCGUUACCAUCUCCUUCCUAUUCUAACAUUGAUCCUCGUCUUGAUUUCUCUCCUCCUCCUCCUCCUUCUUAUUCUUCUUCUCCACCCCCCAGCACCGACGAAUCCACCACCACAACCCCCAAACCCUCCACCAUGCACAGCAUUGCCUCCGAGCUCGGGCGGCUCGUCCCGCUCGCCCGCGCCCGCUCCGGCUCCGACACCGCCCUCUCCAGCGCGUACAUCAAGCAGGUCUUCGACCUCGAAACCCAAAACUACAAGGACGUCGACAGCUUCGUCUCGCGGAACCGCUACCUGAUCUGGGAGGUGCCCGAGGCCAUGUACCAGCGCAGCGCGCUCGCCGAGGUGCCCAAGCCCAGCACGACCACGGACCCGCGCACGGGGCGGCAGCGCGAGCACACGCACAGGCAGACCAUCACCCUCGACGACGACACGCCGCAGACGCGCUCGGACCUCGUCGACACGCUCAGCGGGAUCCUGUCGGAGAUCCCCGCCGCCGACUGGACCGCCGAGACGAUCGGCGAGAAGGUGCUCCCCUUCCUGCGCCGCGUCACCUGCACCACCUCUACUUUCGUCAACGGCGUCCUCGCCGACGACGGCAGCCCCGAGCCCUGGGGCUACCACCUGUUCCGGUGGAUCGUGGCGGCGUCGGCUCCUGGCCCCGCGCUGAUGCCGAGCUUGGCGGUGCUGGGCAGGGCGGAGACGAUGAAGAGGGUCAACAAGGCGUAUGAGAUUGCGAUGGAGAUGGAGGCCGAGGUGGAGGAGGAGGAGGAGGAAAAGAGGAGGAAGGCUAAGGAGGAUGAGGAAGAAGAGGAAGAGGAAGAAGAAGAGGAGGAGGAGGAGGAAGAAGAGGAGGAGGAGGAAGUGGUGGUGGAAGAAGUAAAGCCAAAAAGGGGAAGAGGAAGGCCAAGAAAACAAAAACCAGAAAACGAAAAAUGAAUCAAUGCACUCUGACUGGAGGCAUAUUCCAUAUUCUGUGUAAAUAGAAAAAGGGGUGACUUGCCAAAGGCACAUGUAAGAAAAGAAGUACCCAAGUAUUCUUGGACGGAAAGUGUGUAUUAUCAUGUUUUUUCUCAUCUCUAACGAACUCCCAUUUGCCCCAAUCCGAACGCC
This is a messenger RNA of Hypoxylon fragiforme, 2540 nucleotides long. RefSeq lists its product as uncharacterized. The record is from RefSeq and is a predicted model, not a curated record. Bases 138 to 2366 code for a protein of 742 amino acids. The transcript is spliced from 6 exons. Gene Ontology annotation, biological process: glutamyl-tRNA aminoacylation. Lineage: Eukaryota; Fungi; Ascomycota; Sordariomycetes; Xylariales; Hypoxylaceae. Gene Ontology annotation, molecular function: ATP binding; glutamate-tRNA ligase activity; tRNA binding.